AAACUGAAAAAGCUGACAAUUUAAAAGCAAAAAUAAUUCUUAUUUGGAAAAGUUUAUGCAGCUAACAAUUAAACAUGGCUAAUGAUAGAGUUUUAAUAAUAGACAAUGGAUCAUACAAGUGUCGCAUUGGUUACAAUGAUUCGGAGAAACCAUUGUUGGAAUUUCGGAAUCUGGUGGCCAAGCCCCGUAAGGACAAAAAGAAAGAACCGCCUGCUGUUAUAAAUGAAAAUGCUUUUCAGAUUGGAGAUGAAAUAGAUGUCGAUGCAAUGCGUUUGUUGGUAAAAAAUCAGUUCGAAAGAAAUGUUGUUACUCAUCCCAUUUAUCAGGAACACAUAUUCGAUUACAUAUUUCGAAAGUUGGCUAAAAAUCAGGUGGAUUGGCAACCUCAAACGGUUUUAAUAACAGAGCCGCUGGCCAAUCCAAAUUAUUGCAGGCAAACGAUGAAUGAAUUACUGUUUGAAUGUUACGGUGUAUCAUCAGUGUGUUAUGGUAUAGAUUCGAUAUUAAGUUGGGAGCACAAUAAAGCUGACAAUAAUGAAAAGGACUGUAUGAUUAUAAGUUUUGGUUACCAUACCACGCACGUCGUGCCCAUACUAAAGGGAGUUUUGCAACAUGACAAAGUUCGUCGUCUCAAUUUGGGUGGUUAUCAAAUGAUAUCCUAUCUAUAUCGAUUACUACAAAUGAAAUACCCCGCACAUUUAAAUGCCAUUUCCUGGACUCGUAUGGAAGAGAUAUUCCACAAUCACAGCUUCGUUGCGUUAGACUAUAGGGAGGAGUUAAGAAAGUGGGAUAACAUAGAGUACUACAAUCAAAAUGUUAAAAAAAUUCAACUGCCGUACGUUCAACCGGCUGCAUUUAAUCCAAUGGCAGCUGAAGAGAAACUCAAAAAACGAAAAGAGAUGACGAAAAGGUUAAUCGAAGCCAAUCAAAAAAGGCUGCGGGAGAAAAAAGGAGAAGAGUCGAGUGCAGAUGCUGUAAUUUUGCCUACUAUAACCCCGGUUACAUCAAGUCGGGGUUCUAAAUUCAAGCCACCCUCUGGCGUUUCAUUGGAGGAUUGGCUUAAAGACAUAAGAAAGAAACAUAUGGAUAUAAUAGAGAAGAAAUCAAAUCGUAGUAAACGGCGACAAGAGAUGGCGAAACGACACACGGUGGCGUCACAAGAGCGUAUGCGUAUUAUUUCGCUACUAGCAUCAAAUGAAAAGGGAAGCGACGAAUUUGGCAAGGAUGACAAAGAUUGGGAUGUGUAUAAAAAAAUUAGCAACGAAAAUGAAAGUGAUAGUGAUGCCGAAAACGAGAAGCUUUUUGAAUAUGACAAUAUAAUGAAAUACCAUCAUGCUAUAAUGGAUAGAGACAGAGAAAAUAUUGAAAAUACGGCCGAACUAUAUCAGCUUCAUGUUGGUGUUGAAUCACUGAGAGCUCCUGAAUUGUUAUUUCAACCAAGCAUGAUUGGAAUGUCCGAGGCUGGUGUAGCUGAGCUUUUAAACUUUGUUUUUAAUCUGUUUAAUGCGAAUGAUCAACAGUCAUUAGCUAAAAAUAUCUUCAUUACUGGAGGGUGUUCUCAAUUACCAGGUCUUAAAACCCGACUACUUAAAGAACUGCAAGAAAUGCGUCCAUUUAAUUCGACUUUUGCGGUAAAGGAAAGUAAAAAUCCACUUUUAGAUGCUUGGUAUGGAGCAAAAGAUCUGGCCAAUUCCUUAGAAUUUAAAAACAUUUUAACUAACAAAUCUGAUUAUUUGGAAAAAGGACCAGAGUAUUUUAAAGAUUUUCCUACGAGCAACAGAUAUUUGCUAACACCAAAGAAUAUAUUAAAUUAAAUCGACCAAACAAUAA
Calliphora vicina (urban bluebottle blowfly) is the source of this 1830-nucleotide messenger RNA. It is a transcript of the gene Arp5, whose product is annotated as Actin-related protein 5. The record is from RefSeq and is a predicted model, not a curated record. Lineage: Eukaryota; Metazoa; Arthropoda; Insecta; Diptera; Calliphoridae. Gene Ontology annotation, cellular component: cytoplasm; Ino80 complex. Gene Ontology annotation, biological process: regulation of DNA-templated transcription. Bases 75 to 1814 code for a protein of 579 amino acids. The transcript is spliced from 6 exons.